Messenger RNA from Homalodisca vitripennis (glassy-winged sharpshooter), 1556 nucleotides. It is a transcript of the gene TTLL1B, whose product is annotated as polyglutamylase complex subunit TTLL1. Gene Ontology annotation, molecular function: tubulin-glutamic acid ligase activity; tubulin binding. The record is from RefSeq and is a predicted model, not a curated record. Bases 144 to 1496 code for a protein of 450 amino acids. Gene Ontology annotation, cellular component: cilium. Gene Ontology annotation, biological process: protein polyglutamylation; microtubule cytoskeleton organization. Lineage: Eukaryota; Metazoa; Arthropoda; Insecta; Hemiptera; Cicadellidae. The transcript is spliced from 12 exons.
UCCUGAUAAGGCAGGUAAAGGAUAUCCGGUUAGUUAUGUAUUUUUUAUUUAGGUGGUUCACAUAGCAACAGAAAUGGCUUCUUCUAGCCAAGUAUCAAAUAAUGAUAAACAAAAGAAUUCAAGUUUAAACUCUGGGUUAAUCUAUGGAAGUCAACGAUGAAGAGGACACUGGAAAUGAGUUUAAUGAAAAUUCACUUCAUCAAAAGAAAGCAACGGAUAAAGGCAACCGCAUUGCCAGCUUAAGAGUCGGAAGUAGCAUUGUUGAGAAAGAUCGACGAGUUGCUUACUGUUCUGACUUGGAUCGUUCAGUUCUUUUGACCAACUUCGAGAAACGAGGAUGGGUUCAUGUUGGUCCAGAUGAUGAUUGGAAUUUCUAUUGGGCGGGGAUGCAUACUUGUCGGAAUCUCUUCAGUGUAGACAGUGGAUACAGGAUGAACGAGAACCAGAUGAUUAACCAUUUCCCUAACCACUAUGAACUGUCACGAAAAGAUCUGCUUGUGAAGAAUAUCAAACGAUACAGGAAAGAAAUGGAGAGAGAAGGAAACCCAAUAGCUGAGAGAGGGGAUGUCCCUGGACGUUACUUGCAUCUUGACUUCAUACCCAUCACCUUUGUGUUGCCAGCAGAUUACAACAUGUUUGUGGAGGAGUAUAGAAAGAGUCCUCAAAGUACAUGGAUAAUGAAGCCAUGUGGAAAGUCCCAAGGAGCUGGCAUAUUUUUGAUCAAUAAACUGUCCAAAUUAAAGAGAUGGUCUCGUGAGAGCAAAACUCCUUUUAAUCCAUCUUUGGUGAAGGAAUCGUAUGUAAUUUCAAGGUACAUUGAAAAUCCAUUGUUGAUUGGAGGAAAGAAGUUUGAUCUUCGUCUAUAUGUACUUGUUACGUCUUUCCGACCUCUUAAAGCUUAUUUAUUCAAACUGGGGUUCUGUCGGUUUUGCACAGUAAAAUAUGACACAAGUAUUCAAGAACUGGACAACAUGUAUGUGCAUCUCACUAACGUCUCUGUCCAGAAACAUGGGGGUGAGUACAACAGUAUGCACGGUGGAAAAAUGUCUCUACAAAAUUUGCAGUUGUACUUGGAAAGCACUCGAGGAAAGGAGGUAACACAACGAUUGUUUGACAACAUCUCUUGGCUGAUAGUCCACUCUCUAAAGGCUGUCAGCUACAUAAUGGCUAAUGACAGACACUGUUUUGAAUGUUAUGGUUAUGACAUCAUCAUUGACAACACCCUGAAACCUUGGCUGGUAGAGGUAAAUGCUGCUCCGUCUCUAAGCUCUACAACUGUAAAUGACAGAAUUUUAAAGUACAAGUUGAUAAACAAUAUACUAAAUAUUGUGCUGCCGCCAGAUGGAAUCCCAGACACGAGAUGGAACAAAAUACCGACUCCCGACAAGUUGGGCAACUUUGAGCUGCUGAUAGAUGAAGAGUUGGCAGCACACGAGGAGCAGACUGCUGCCGGCCGUUACCGGGACACCAGGGGACCUACAUCACGCUGGAAGUAGGAAACAUCUCGGACCACACUACAGAGAUUUCUUGGAAUAAUUAAAACAAUAAAACUGUAA